Molecule: messenger RNA, 1785 nt
Organism: Exophiala dermatitidis NIH/UT8656
Lineage: Eukaryota; Fungi; Ascomycota; Eurotiomycetes; Chaetothyriales; Herpotrichiellaceae
Exons: 2
Coding region: 1-1785 (594 amino acids)
Biological process (GO): fatty acid catabolic process
Molecular function (GO): fatty acid amide hydrolase activity; amidase activity
Source: RefSeq, a predicted model, not a curated record
AUGUAUCCGCCACUGGAUUAUCUUGAGCAUCGCCGUGCCUGUGCGAUCAAGCAACGGCAGCGCGAUGCCCGCUUCGAAUCUCUCCCCGAGACAUACCGAGGCCCCUUGACAUCGCAGCAACGAUCGAUCCUGAACGCUCCCAUCGCAUCUCUAGUCGAAGACGUGCACAACUCGGUUCUAUCGCCCAUCGACAUCAUCCGCACCUACGGCAAGACCGCAGCGAUCGCUCAACAACGAACCAACUGCGUGACGGAAGUUCUUCUCCCGGAGGCGGAAGCAUGGGCGAAGAACGAGAAGGAUAUGAACCUGAAAGGUCCACUGGCCGGUAUUCCCGUAUCACUGAAAGACAGCAUUGUGGUCGGUGGAUUCGACACAUCAGUGGGCUACUCCAAAAACGUGUUCAAACCCUAUCCGGAAGAUGGGAUCAUGGUGAAACUGCUCAAGCGGGCCGGGGCGAUUCCGCACGUCAAGACGGCCCUGCCGAUUACUCUGUUGUCGUUCGAAUCCGCCAACGAUCUCUGGGGAGUAUGUAAAAACCCGCAUAACCCGAAAUACUCGCCUGGCGGCAGCACGGGCGGCGAAGGCGCAUUGUUGGCUCUGAACGGGUCUCGUAUUGGAAUUGGAUCCGACGUGGCGGGAUCGGUGCGUGCGCCCGCCGCAUGGUCGGGAAUCAAUUCUCUGCGAUGCAGUACUGGCCGCUGGCCCAAGAUGGGCAUGAACACAUCCAUGCCCGGGCAAGAGGGGAUUCCGUCUGUGUUUUCGCCCAUGGCUAGAACACUCGACGACCUCACGUAUUUCACUAAGAGCUUCAUUGGCAUGAACCCCUGGGAAGUCGAUUACACUGUCCACCCGAUCCCCUGGCGACAGGACGUCUACGACUCCACGGCGAACAACAAAAAGCUGCGGAUAGGGUUGAUGUUGAGUGAUGGCGUGUGUCGGCCUUCACCUGCCAUCGCACGCACAGUCAAACUUACUGCCGACGCACUCCGCUCCGCCGGGCACGAGGUCGUCGAUAUCAAUGUCUCCGAUUUCCCAGAGACAGCGACGCCCGCGCUGGGGCUGCAAAUCGCAUCUGUGCUGUUGUGUGGCGACGGCGGCAAGACGUUCCGCUCCUUCUUCCGCACCGGCGAAUCCAACGACCCCGGCGCCGCCCAGAUCAAUUUCUACAUGUCCCUCCCCCGACCCAUCAAGUACCUCUGGUACCUGUGGACGCGGUAUGUGAAGCGUGAUCCGCUAUGGGCUUCGCUGCUACGGUACUUCCAUCCGCUGUCCGCGGUCGAGAAUUGGAAAUGGGUUGCGAAACGUGAAGCGUUCCGCGCCACCUGGUUCGAUUGGUGGGAACAACCCAAGCAACAGUUUGAUUUCAUCUUGUGUCCUGCCAACGCCACGCCGGCUUUGCCUCAUCGUGCAAUGCACGACGCUGUCUCCUCGUGCGGAUAUACUUUCUUGUGGAACUUGCUCGAUUACUCGGCUGGCAUUGUGCCCGUGUCCAAAGUCGAUGCUGAGCUUGAUAAACUCUCGCCGACGUUUAGACCUGUCAACGGUGUUGAAAAGGGUGCUUAUAAGUUCUACAAUGCCAGAGAUAUGGCGGGGCUGCCCACUGCCGUCCAGGUCGUCGGUCGACGACUCACGGAGGAAAAGGUCCUAGCGGCAAUGAAGGUCGUCGAGGAUUCGCUGCGUGAAAACGGGGUUGUUUACGAGCAUGUCGAUGUCGAGAGUCUGCCGGAGUUUGUUGCCCAGGAGGCGAAUAAGCUGAAGACCAGCACGACGAGUGCAAGUACUUGA